Molecule: messenger RNA, 960 nt
Organism: Cotesia congregata
Lineage: Eukaryota; Metazoa; Arthropoda; Insecta; Hymenoptera; Braconidae
Source: the annotation of a GenBank genome assembly
AUGACAGGCGGAAGUCAAAGAGGAAAUAUUUUUACCUAUGAGACUCUGGUCCACGCAAUAUCAGGAGCUGCUGGAAGUGUGGUUGCCAUGGCGACUUUUUUCCCGCUGGAUACUGUACGGAGCAGACUGCAGCUUGAGGAUGGAAGACAAUCCAAGAAUACACUGGCAACAAUUCGAGAGCUGGUGGCCAAGGAGGGACCAUACACACUCUACAGAGGGAUAAUUCCUGUUUUACAAAGUUUGUGUGCCAGUAAUUUUGUUUAUUUCUACACUUUCCACGGGCUUAAGCUUUUGAGAAGCUCAAGGAAUCAAACAGCAAAAAAUGAUUUGUUCGUCGCAUCUAUAGCUGGAAUUAUUAACGUCCUUGUAACAACGCCGCUGUGGGUUGUAAACACUCGUCUGAAGAUGAAGGGCAUUGGCGGAAUUCCCGAGAAGAAUAACAACGAGUACAAUAAUCUUCUAGAUGGAAUUAUUUACAUUUGGAAGUACGAGGGCAUUAAAAAGCUUUGGGCUGGUACUUUUGCCAGUAUGAUACUCGUUGCGAAUCCCGCAAUUCAAUUUAUGACUUAUGAAAGUAUCAAGAGAAAAGUAAACGCAUCUUUGGCUGGAGCGCAAACACCCGCCUGGAUCUUCUUCACUAUUGGAGCGAUCGCUAAAACUAUUGCCACUACUGCUACUUAUCCUUUGCAGUUGGUUCAGUCCAAACUUAGGCAUGGUCAUAAUUACGAAAACCUCUCAGCGAAUGCGGGAACAUUGCAGAUAUUACUCUACAUCUUGAAAAAACACGGGUUCGCUGGACUUUACAAAGGAAUGGAAGCUAAAUUGCUCCAGACUGUUCUCACCGCUGCACUUAUGUUUUUAGCGUAUGAAAAAAUUUCAAAAUUAUCGAGCCAGAAAAUGGAUGAAGAUGAUGAAGAGAACCUAGUCAAGGAUAUAACAUUCGCGGUUGUGAAUGAAUAA